Messenger RNA from Entamoeba dispar SAW760, 1164 nucleotides. RefSeq lists its product as uncharacterized. The record is from RefSeq and is a predicted model, not a curated record. Gene Ontology annotation, biological process: activation of GTPase activity. Gene Ontology annotation, molecular function: GTPase activator activity. NCBI's taxonomy places the organism in Eukaryota, Evosea, Mastigamoebida, Endamoebidae. The transcript is spliced from 2 exons. Bases 1 to 1164 code for a protein of 387 amino acids.
AUGUCUAAAAAAGAGUCGCAACAAAUGACGUCUGAUCCUAGGGUAUUUCUUUCAAUUUCAAAAUCCCUUGAAUUAAGGAAAAAGAGGUCUUCUGUUGGGUCACCUUCUUCUCUUCGAACAAUGACAGUACUUUCACCUUCAUUUACACCUUCCACACCCCGAGCUGAAAGUCCACAACUACCAGAACAAAAAGAUGAUUUUAAGAGACUUCAGUCAUUUAUUGAAGUACUUUCUCCAAAAUUAAUUAAUAAAAAAAAAUUACAAAAAUUAAGUUGGAAUGGGAUUGCAUGGCAAUUAAGACAUAAAGCAUGGAAAAUUUUAUUAGGACAAGUCCCAUUAGACCAAGACAAAGUUGAAGAUGUAUUAAAACAAAAAAGAACAAGCUAUAUUGAAAUGAGAAAAAAGAUGCUAAAUGACUUAAGAAUAAAUGAAGAGAAUCAUUAUAUCCAAAUUAAAAAAGAUUUAAUCAGGUCUAAUAAAGAAAUUCCUUUUUUAUUUAAUUCAAAAAUACAGACAAUGAUGGAAAAUGUAUUAUUAGUAUGGGCACUUAGACAUCCAGCAUGUGGAUAUGUUCAAGGGAUGAAUGAUCUUUUAGUACCAUUAAUAUAUGUGUAUAUGACAGAAUACACAUAUGAUCAAGAAUUAACAGAUCAACGUAUAAAUAUAAUACCAUCUAUGUUAUUAGAAUGUUGUGAAGCUGAUAGUUAUUGGGGAUUAGAUUCUAUUAUGUCACGUAUUCAAGAUAAUUAUACAUUAGAACAACAAGGAAUUAUGAAUAAAGUUCAAAGAAUGGAACAAAUUGUUAAAGUUGCUACUCCUGAACUAUACCAACAUCUUUCUGAUAAUGGAGUUAUGUUUCUUCAAUUUGCCUUUAGAUGGAUUAAUUGUUGUUUAUUAAGAGAAUUUAAAUUAGGUACAGCUUUAAGAUUAUGGGAUUCUUAUAUGUCAGUUGAAGAUGGUACUGGAUUUAGUGAGUUAAAUAUGUAUUGUUCUGCAAGUCUCUUAACUUAUUAUUCAAAAGAUCUUUUAAGUAUGGAUUUCUCUGAAAUAAUUCAAUUUCUUCAGCAUUUACCUACUGAUACUUGGGGUGAUGAAGAAAUCCAAGUUCUUGUUACUCAGGCUUUUAUUUAUGAAAAUACUUCUGAUUUUGCUUCAUGUCAAUGA